Molecule: messenger RNA, 285 nt
Organism: Cooperia oncophora
Lineage: Eukaryota; Metazoa; Nematoda; Chromadorea; Rhabditida; Trichostrongylidae
Source: the annotation of a GenBank genome assembly
AUGGGGCUCAAAGCAAAGAAAGUUCUGCUCCUGAGAGCAGAAAACACUGACAGCGGCAACGUUCUGGAACCUCCAACAUUCCCUGGCAAAGAGUCAUUUGACACAGAUGUCAAUAAACUAUAUCCAAUCAUGGCCGAGUUACGAGUUUUCAAGACGGAUAAGGAGUUGGAGGUGAUGAGGUACGCUAGUAAAAUUGCCUCUGAAGCUCAUCGUGCAACAAUGAAAGCUAUCCGUGCUGGCUUAUACGAAUAUCAGAUGGAAAGGUACUGUUUUCAUUCAAUAUAA